AUGUUCGUAUGGGACUUCAAUCUCGUCUGCGCAACUGAAUUGUACCAUGCACCCCUUUACUCAUCACCUCCUUUCAAUAACCGUCUAAAGUACGUUCAAAUCCUAUCUCAGACGUUUGACUCGUUCCCCUUCCACUUUUCCAGUGCCUCGCAGUCAAACGCUAUCCCCCUCUACGUGAUGAUUUGGAGGAGCCACAUGUCCAUCUAUCAGCGCUUUUUUGAGGAGUCCAAUGCGAUUGAACCGAAGGUCGCAGGUCUCUAUGAUCUCGGACCCACUAUAGGCCGGGGGCACUACGCAGUCGUCAAGAUUGCACAGCACGUCUUUACCGGUGAAAAAGUCGCAGUCAAGGUGAUCGACAAGACCAAGUUGGACGCACCCUCUCGAGAGCAUCUCUUUCAAGAGGUCGUCUGCAUGAAACUCGUACAGCACCCCAACGUGGUUCGGCUCUACGAGGUCAUCGACACUGUAAAUAAACUCUACCUCAUCCUAGAACUCGGAGAUGGAGGUGACCUCUAUGACUACAUCAUGAAACAUGAGCAUGGGCUGUCAGAAAAACUGGCAAAACGCUACUUCAGGCAAAUUGUCACCGCCAUUUCCUACUGCCACAAUCUCCAUGUUGUCCAUCGUGACCUUAAACCAGAGAAUGUUGUCUUCUUUGAACAACUGGGUGUUGUUAAAUUGACUGAUUUUGGUUUCAGUAAUCAAUUCGUCCCCGGAAAGCAGUUGGAUACAUUCUGUGGUUCGCUAGCCUAUUCCGCUCCUGAAAUACUCCUUGGUACUAAAUAUGACGCUCCAAAAGUCGAUAUAUGGUCACUGGGCGUGAUUCUAUUCAUGCUCGUCUGUGGUCGGUUGCCCUUUGAGGAAGCGAAUGAUAGUGAGACACUGACGAAGAUCAUGGAUUGCGAGUACCACCUGCCACCCCACUUAUCGCCCCAGUGCUGCUCCCUCAUUUCUCGUCUACUCAUUCGCGAUCCAGCCAAGCGCGCCACACUGGAGGAGGUGCUUCAAGACGAGUGGCUACAAAUGGCCAGUGAGGAGCUACCAAUCGGUCUAUUUUCAGUCCCUCUAAUCUCACAAGAGCAUCUUCAAUUCGAAGAUCACAUGGAGAUUUUGAAUAAAAUGGCCUCCGGUGGACUUGCUACAGUAGAUGAGAUUCAACAGGCUCUUGAUCGAAACGAAUACUCUCAUAUCUCCGCCACGUAUUUCCUUUUGGCCGAGAGAAAACUGAAAAGGAACUACAUUGAGGAGUAUAAGCUUCUUUCGGCUCAAGCGAAGGCUCUUGAACAAACUUUGAUUCUACAACAGAAAACACAACUGCAAUCUGUUGUGGAACAGUCCGAAAAGCCCCAAUCCCGAUCAGCGGCCCUCCCCAAAUCGAUCUCCGCCUCACUGGCGGCCUCCGGUGCUGAGGAACGACUUCGACGCUUUUCCAUGAUUCUUGAGGAUGAGGAGGAAAACGACGAGGAGGCGCCUUCUGUUUCUGCCGUCGGAGUGUGUGGUAUGGAUCAUAGGCUUGCAGAUGAGAUUAACUUCAACGAAACAACCGAUGAGGCCCUACUCCACGAGGAGCAGGAGGAAUUUGAGGCGGUUGCUAGUCUCGCUUGCGUUCGUUCCGAACUUCUCUCGGAGCUCGAAAGCAGUGAUGUUGGCGCAGCUUCAGAUCUGCAUGCGCUAGACCUGGAGCCGGCAAAGUAUUUUACUCGACCGAACUCGAGAGCGGACCUGCCCGAACGGGUCGCUUCGGAGACCUCGUUGAAUGCCGGAGUCGGAGAUACCGGUCGUCGAUCGGUCUCCUCUCUGCUUACGUCCCGUCACCUCCGUUCUACUCGACCCUCUUUGCGUCCAUUGAUCUCUGUUAAAAGUAGUCCGCAGUUGCUUGAUUAUAUAGCCGAGGAGGAUGGUGAGUGGAAGAUCCCGGCUGAAAAUGAGGAAGAACUGUCUAAACGUCCUCCUAAUCAGUUCCUCACCGCUGUUAAACAGCCGCGUCAGACUUCUGUCAACAGAAAAUCCAUGAGUUCUAUUUAUGCGAAUCGAAGUUCGAUGCCACGGGCGCGUAGCCCUCCAUGGUCCACACGAAAAUUUUACACUGGUUCAGCUGCAAGCUUCAGCGCCAACUCUUCGCGGCCUCUCAGCGGUGUUAACCUGUGGCCAGCGGUUGAUCGGAGAUGGCGGCAGUCACCAUCGGGAGCAGGAAAUCUGUUCCUCACCUCACGGCACACCCCGAAUAAUUGCAUUCGACCUACGAAUUCAUCUACUGUGCGUGAUAACCGGCGAAGGAGCGGUCCACCCGGCUUUUAUGUUCUGGGGCAAGGAAACAACAGCGCAUCUGCUCAUUUGAGCCUUCUUCGAAUGAGCCUUAACUUCACCACUGGCCGCUUUGCCAUUGAAGCGCCCGAUCGUGACCUUCCAAAGCCCGCUCUCGAACCGCCUAUGUCCACUUUGGAGGAGGCGCCACAGCCUCAGGAGGGUGACGUCUCCAAUGCUCGCUUCAGUGUUUCUUGCCAAUCCGCCCCCAACAUUCUCGACCAUCUUUUUAUUAAGCCUCCCGUCGCCACAGAUGUCUGUGCAACCAUUCGAGAAGAGGAGGAUGAAAACAAGACACACAGUCCUUCCAAGGAUGAAGACGAGUUGAAGCCAUCAUCUCCGCAUUCAUCUCUCGCUCCUAAAACGUCACCGGCUAUCGUAAACACCCAUCGUUUGUCUGCGGUGUGGUGCGCUGCAGCACCAACGUACGUACGCGCUUCGAACCGACAGCAGAACGGUCUCACUUCAUCAAAUUUUUCACUUGCCUCCUUGGCCAGUAGCCUCCGUGAUUCGCGCCACAUGGUGGAUGUUCUGAGGGGCACUUACGAGCUACAAAUGCAGUCACGGCGGCGAACGGGAGGAUUUCCUCGUAUCUCAACAGGUUCCAGUUUCGAUGGACUUCCUCCACCACCCUCCACCUCUCCCUUGGUGAGGAGUCUAACUCUGGUCAACCAGCCGGGCAUGUCCGUGUCAGCAAACGCCUCCUUGCGACGACCUCGCAUCAACGCCACUCAAUCCGCUCUUCGACAAUCCUCCGCCUCCCCACCUCCCCGAAUAGCCACUGCUCCUCCCGCCACUGCAUUCAAGACCAAUCUCCCCAAAAAUCCCAUCGCUCCAAAUGGGGACACGCGUUAUGCAACCUCAUCGGUGUCAACCGAUUCCAUGCCUGUGGCAAACUCUUUCUUUUACAUCCCCUCCUCCAAUAAUUCCCUUGCCACUACCACCACUACUGCCACCGGUGCCAUUACGAAGGUAGACUGCAACCUCCCUCCUCCGCUUCCACCACCCCCGCCUCCCAUUCCUGAGGAGAGUUCCUCUAAGCCCGCCCGAUUUCUCGCCUUUUCCAAGGGGAAGUUCUAUCCUCUUCGACUCGCCCGUCUUAAGACCAUCAAUAAGGCGGAUGGGGUUGGCUGCUACUGCCUUAUAAGCUGUCUGGCGGUGCAGCAACUUGCCCAUUCUCGAUACGCCGUGGGAUGGUCCACGUCUGUUUACUGUGAAGCAUGA
This is a messenger RNA of Echinococcus granulosus, 3528 nucleotides long. Its product is annotated as SNF-related serine/threonine-protein kinase. The record is from RefSeq and is a predicted model, not a curated record. Bases 1 to 3528 code for a protein of 1175 amino acids. Gene Ontology annotation, biological process: protein phosphorylation; microtubule cytoskeleton organization; intracellular signal transduction. The transcript has 5 exons. Gene Ontology annotation, cellular component: cytoplasm. Gene Ontology annotation, molecular function: protein serine/threonine kinase activity; tau-protein kinase activity; ATP binding. NCBI's taxonomy places the organism in Eukaryota, Metazoa, Platyhelminthes, Cestoda, Cyclophyllidea, Taeniidae.